Aspergillus nomiae NRRL 13137 is the source of this 309-nucleotide messenger RNA. RefSeq lists its product as uncharacterized. The annotation marks the transcript as partial. The transcript has 2 exons. Lineage: Eukaryota; Fungi; Ascomycota; Eurotiomycetes; Eurotiales; Aspergillaceae. The record is from RefSeq and is a predicted model, not a curated record.
UCUACUCUUGACCCCGCUAAUACUCUCCUAUAUUACAGGUAUCUCACCUUGUUCCGUGAGUUUUCCAUAUCCUCGCCUUCGAAGCUUGUACUGGACGUUCUAAUAUUAUUUAUUCUUGAACCUAUCUAUAUCGCUGACCUGUAUCCAGUGACGCGCUCCCAUAAAGUAAAUGAUCGUGACUAUUCCAUACUUCAUGAUGGAAUAGCUGUAUCUCAAGAGCAUCUUCCUCGCUACCUUGCAAAGUCUGGCCCCGUUGAUGCUGAUCCCCGAAAGACAAAAAAAGAUGGCGGGGGGAAGAGGAACUGGUGA